This is a messenger RNA of Hemiscyllium ocellatum (epaulette shark), 4264 nucleotides long. RefSeq names its product kelch-like family member 30 (gene klhl30). NCBI's taxonomy places the organism in Eukaryota, Metazoa, Chordata, Chondrichthyes, Orectolobiformes, Hemiscylliidae. Gene Ontology annotation, molecular function: protein binding. Bases 21 to 1784 code for a protein of 587 amino acids. The transcript has 7 exons. The record is from RefSeq and is a predicted model, not a curated record.
CGUGGUCCAGUGAAGUGGGAAUGGUGCGGAACGUGGAUGAUCUGGAUUUCUGCCUGGCCUCGCACCCGCAGAGCGUGUUGGAGGGGCUGCGGGCGCUGCGCUCCAACCCCAAGCUCUCAGACGUCACCCUCCUGGUGGGCGGCCGAGAGUUCAUGUGCCACCGCAGUGUGCUGGCCCUCUGCAGCGUCUACUUCCAUGCCAUGUUCAGCGGGGAGUUUGUCGAGAGCAUCUCCGCGAGAGUGGAGCUGAAGGAAUUGGAGCCCGCUGCCGUAGAGAGCCUGAUCGAAUUCGCCUACACAGGCAAGUUGACCAUCAACCAGCAGAACGUGGAAUCCCUGACCCAGACCGCCAACCUGCUGCAGUUCAGCAGUGUCCAGAAAGUGUGCAGCCGCUAUCUCCAGCACCAGAUCGACCCUACCAACUGCCUGGGCAUCUAUGAGCUCGGUGAGCUGUAUGGCUGCCCGGAGGUCAUUGCCAAAGCCCGCUCCUUCCUCCUGGAAAACUUUGAAGCAGUGUCCCAAAGUGAGGAAUUCCUCCUGCUGGGCAGCGAGAGGCUGCUGGGCUAUCUCGGUGCAGAGCUUCUGCAGAUCCAAGAGGAGCAGUCCCUGGUGCAGGCUCUCCUCCGCUGGAUCCGACACGAUGAGGCGCAGAGGAGUCGCCUGCUUCCAGAACUCUUCGAGCUGGUCCACCUGCCCCUGCUCUCCGUGGAAUAUCUGAGAGACCAGCUUCUGCCUGACAAGCUCAUCCAGGAGUGCGAGCCCUGCAGGAGGCAGAUAGAGGGCUUUCGCAGCAAGACUGAAAAAGAGGGAUCUGCUUGGCAAAGACAUGACCCUGGCCUCAAAAAGCUGCAGGAGGUCCUGGUGGUGGUUGGAGGACGGGCAAUGGAUGAUUUUGAUGAUGAAGAUGAAGAUAACCAGAUGCUGUCACAAAAUUGUGCUUUUUACAACAUCAGGAUGAAGCGCUGGUCUGUCCUUCCUGACUUCCCGGAUCACUACAAAUGGGGAUUCUCCGUCACAGCCUUGAACAAUGACAUCUAUGUUACUGGAGGUUCCAGAGGCAGCAAGACUGACACAUGGUCAACAACCCAAGCUUGGAAAUUCCAUUCCAAAGAAGGCAGCUGGAAACCCAUUGCCCCAAUGUUGAAGUCCAGAACCAACCACGCUACUGCAGCUUUAAAUGGAGAACUCUAUGCUGUUGGAGGUACGACACUAGAUGUGGUGGAAGUGGAACAAUAUGACCCGUACAAUGAUAGCUGGGCCCUGAUUGACCCCAUGGUGAAGUAUGUCACUAACUUCACUGUCACAGGCUGCAUGGGAAAACUCUAUGUGAUUGGUUCAUGUGCAGCCAAGUACAAUGUUCUGACCCUGCAGUGUUAUAAUCCUGUCACAGAUAACUGGAGUGUUGUUGCCUCUCCAUUCAUUCCCAAGUACCUCUCGGCUCCCCGGUGUGUCGCUGUAGAUGCUAUGGUUUAUUUAAUCGGAGACAACACGAAGAAAGUCUAUGCAUACGAUUCCGAGGCCAACAUGUGGCAGAAGGUCCAGUUGCUCCAUAGGCUCCAUGAGAAUGGCGGCAUGGUGGUUGUUGCUGGGAAGAUUUAUGUUACUGGCGGUCACUGGAAGGGGAUGGAAGGAGACUACAGUGUGGAAUUAGAGGUGUAUGAUUGUGCCAAGGACAUGUGGACUGUGGAGGGCUCCCUGCCGCGUCCCUGGCUUUAUCACGGGUCUUGUUCCAUUUUUGUUGACACAUCAAGAUGGACUGAAGUAUUUCCGGACAUCAACACCUAGAGAAACCCACUUGUAACUCUUCUUUGUCCAUGCAGCCAACUGUGGAGACUGCCUGCACAACACAGCACAGCUCACACAAUGACCAGUUAGUGGAAAAAAGGAGAAUAUAACUUGCUCUCCAAAAUGGGCUGCACUUGCUCUUUAUUAGCAGCUUCACCUUCGAUAGUCUGAGAGGUUUGUUUUCUAGAAAGCCUCCCCUGGAGGCCAGGUAUUCAAUGAAGCAAAUGGACUGCGUUGCAGGAUCAAGCUCAAAACUCAAAAUGUCUGGCAUCCAACAUGAUCAAGCUUAUUCACAAGUUGUGCUUAUUGGAUUGGGUGUCAGCAUUCAGUUAUGGCAUGUGAAAGAAAUAAAUUAUUCAAUAUAAGUGGUCUGUUGGCAACCCAUAAACAAUGAUGUAAUCUGACAAUGGGCUCCAGAUCAGGCCUCUUGACAUUUAUUUUGAGCUGUCAUCACAACUCUUCAGAUCAGAUUAGUGCAGAUGACAUCAAAAAUACUCACUACCACAAUCACCUUAACCUUGAAGAGUGAAGCUGAGCAAAUAAUAGGUAGCAAUAUUCUUUUUUAUAAAUGCACAUUAUGUUAUUUUAUCUGCAGUAAUAUAACCUUAUCCGCUUAGUGCCAACACGUGAACCUGUAAGGACCCUCCCAGUCACUUUAACAGCUGUUCAAGUUCAAGGAUCUACCUAGAAAUGGAAAUGACCUUCAAAACACAUCAUAAAAUAAUGGAAAACAAAACAAUGGGUGAACAUUGCGUGGAGUGGUGAGUUUUGCCUCCAGUAUAGUAUCUUUAUCUGAUGUGGCCAGGUUUUAUGUUAUCCCUCAUAACAUAUUGAGCAGGUAUUGAAGGAUCCAAUAAAUAUAGAUUAUUACAGCUGGCUAUUAUAUGCAAACUCUACAUUCACAGAUGUGGAAGUGCCAGUGUUAGACUGGGAUGGAGAAAAUCAGAAGUCACAGGACACCAGGUUAUAGUCCAACAGCUUUUUAAAAAUCAUAAGCUUCACCUGACAAAGGAGCAGUGCUCUGAAAGCUUGUGAUUUCAAAUAAAAUAGUUGGACUAUAACCUGGUGUUGCGUGACUUCCGACUACAUUCACAGACGCCUCAGUGUCUAGGUUAGUAAUAAGUGAUAGAAGCAGCAUGUUUCCAUUGGCUAUUAUAUAUAAUUAUUGUUACAGAUAAUUAUUGAAUUCACAGAUGUACCUGAGCAACUAUUAAGUUGAGCAACAAACUUUUAUUAAUAUGUCAUGCUUUGUGAUCUUAGUUAAGACUGAGUAUGCAAUCUUUUUACUCUUAGAUUACAAGUGAUGAUACCAUGACCAUGUCUCUUAAAGGUAUUCUGACGUACUGACCAUGAAAUACAGCACAACAUUAAGGGGGUACAAUCCAACAGAGUAAUGUCCUUCCAAGGAGAGCUUGAAAUAGGGUCAUCGAGUCAUAAACACACCCUUUGGUCCACACUGACCAGACAUCCCAAUCUGACCUAGUGCCAUUUGUCAGCAUUUGGCCCAUAUUCAAUUCAUUCAGAUGUCUUUUAAAUGUUGUAAUUGUACCAACAUCCUCCACUUACUCUGGCAGGUCGUUCCAUAAACAUACCACCUUCUGUAUGAAAACAUUGCCCCUUAAGUCCCUUUUAAUUUUUUCCCCCCUCACCUUAAACCUAUGCCCUCUAGUUUUGGACUCCCUUACCUUGGGAAAAAAAGACCUUGAGUUUUCACCAUACACACGUCUCCCAUGAUAUUACAAACCUCAAUAAGGUCAAAAUUGCUUACUCACAUUUAAUUAAGAUUAAAACUAAAGAAAGAAAACUUAUUCUGGCCCUCAAAGCAUUACUUUUCUCUCCAUUUAUGUUAGCAACAUCAAGCUGUUACCCUUUAUUUUAAAUUGAUCUUCAUUUUUGUUGCCAUCGUUACGAGAUAUUGACAAGUAGCACCAUCUCCUGGCCAAACUUGGAAUCACAUGAACUAUCAUGCUCGAUUAUGCAGGCCUUUAGCUUCCUGAAGAAGGGCUCAAGCCCGAAACGUCGAUUCUCCUGCUCCUUGGAUGUUGCCUGACCUGCUACGCUUUUCCAGCAACACAUUUUCAGCUAAAAAAAAGUCUCAAUGUUUUGAUAAGGCGCAACACUGUGGAUACAAUAUUCAGCUCAACAAUUGCAGACAGUUAGACAUGGAAUCACAGAAUAGCUACAGAACAAAAAGAGAUAGUUUGGCCUAUUAUGCCUAUGCUUGCUUUCUCCAAGACCAAUUCACUGCGUGUCACUCUCCUGCCUUUCAUACAGCUGUGCAGAUGAUUCCUCUUCAGAUUACAAUCCAGUGGUCCCAUAUUGGACAUAAACCAUUGAUAAUGAUGUUGCUGCUCUCGCUACACCUGGCCCGUAUUUGGGUUUCUUUAGUUGUCCUUUUGCCAUCUUCUUCUGCCUGACAGCAUCUUUUUUUCUCUAACUUAAUCUCCCUGCUUUUCCACUUGUUGGGGAACUUCCUCUCU